Messenger RNA from Dentiscutata erythropus, 375 nucleotides. The record is from the annotation of a GenBank genome assembly. Lineage: Eukaryota; Fungi; Glomeromycota; Glomeromycetes; Diversisporales; Gigasporaceae.
AUGACAAAAGAAAAAAAGUCAAAGUCAGCAAAGGCCAAAAAAAGUCACAAGAACAAGCAUAAGCUUUCGUACAAGGAACCUUUCAUUGAUGAGGUUCCUACACGGAUUAGGCUUUCGUUCAAAAAGAACGCCGAUACAGGCAAAAGUAAGUCAAAAUCGAAGCGUUCAGAAGUUUCUGAAGAUGCUCCUAGAGGAAAUGAAUUUGACGUAGAGAUGCGGGAUGCAGUGGUGGACAAUUAUGAUUACGAAGAAGAAGAUGUAAUGGAUAUUAGUGAUUCCACUCUGAAUAUUGACGCCGGGGAAACCGGCAAUACGAAAAUAGACACAUCCAAAUCUUCAACGACGGCUAACUCAAACAAGAUGGGAACAAACUGA